Orbicella faveolata is the source of this 3210-nucleotide messenger RNA. Its product is annotated as CCR4-NOT transcription complex subunit 6-like. NCBI's taxonomy places the organism in Eukaryota, Metazoa, Cnidaria, Anthozoa, Scleractinia, Merulinidae. The record is from RefSeq and is a predicted model, not a curated record.
UCCGAAGCCUUGUUCAAUGGUCUAAAUUGGUGGCCAUGUUGUACGCCAUCUUUGUGGAGUAUUUUUUCAGGAAAAGAGUGUCAUGAUUCGUUCGAAAUGCCGAAGGAUAAGCAUGAAAAUAAUGAUCUUCGAAGAAAUUAUACCCUAAUGAGUGCUGAGGAUGUAGCUAACGGCAAAAAGUCGAAAUGGACCGAACUGGAAAUUACGGCUCGAUCGAUUCGUAAUUUGAGCCCAACACUAUGGCAGCUGGAUUUUUUGACUGCGUUGUUUCUAAACGACAAUAAUCUUACAAAGAUUCCCCCGGAGAUCUCCAGGCUUGCUCAGCUCAAGCACCUGGAUUUGUCGUCGAAUAAACUGCGAAGUUUGCCCAGCGAACUUGGAGAUCUGGUCACAUUACGUGAGCUACUUCUAUGCAACAAUAAUCUGAGAGUUUUACCAAACGAACUAGGAAAACUUUUCCAGUUACAGACUCUUGGAUUGCAGGGAAAUCCCUUGCCCCAGGAUGUGUUAAGUGUAAAUGCAGAACAGAAUGGAACAGCAAAACUUCUGAGCUUUAUGCUGGACAAUUUAACUGGUAAGUAAGUUUAGACUAAGUGUAAACAUGGAAGGGAAAAGUCUGUGGUGUCAAUUCUAAAUUUAUCGUUGUCAGUAAAGGUUCGGUCCUUGAUCAUGUCCAUUAAGCAGCACUUCUCGUUUUAUACCCACUCUUAGACUGUUCUUUAAUGUUUGUCUUGAACUGUAUUGUUGAUGAGAUAGCACUGAAUUGUUUGCUUGCGAGCGACGUUUUUCUUUGUGUGUUUUGCACGAGGUUCUUUCGCAUAAAUUGAGUUCCGAGGCGUCGAAUAUAUGUCAUAUUGAUCAGUCUUAGCUAAGAAUUUAGCUCGGUCUUGCUUCUUUCCCGAUCAAUAUUUUACUUUACUUUAGUAACUCAACUACCUUGAUUUAAAACACAGAAGGAAUCCCUAGCAUAAUUUUGCAAUAAACUUGUUACUUAAUCGUCCCGAGAUCAUUUUGUAUUCAACGGCAGAAAGAAAAGUUCUUUCACCUCAACGAACAAUAACAGUUCAGACCGCCAUGUUUUAAGCUUAUUGGAACACAGUAUGUACUUCUAAACUACGGAUGAUUGCAUUAUGUAAAGCUGUAAGGUAAAUCAGUUGCUGACCCGAAAGAAUCAAAGGAUUUUCUUGUAUAAUUUGGAAGCGUGAUUCCACGGACCUACAGUCCGGAAGUGGAUUUGGUGCUAAUUCGAUUCCGCGAAGCUUAUUUUCGUUUUUGUUCGUUCAAGUCUGCUUUGAGGUAACCUUGCUUUUAAGUUCGUUUUGUUUAAUUCAAAACCUGGCUGAACGUUUGAUCUGAUGGCUCGGUGAUGAAGAAAAUCAAAGUGUUCCUCGAAAUUUGUGCAAAAAGUCUUUUGAAAAUAUCACUGCACGUAAUGACAAGCUGAAUUAAUUUGGAUUGGCAGGUUCUUGGAAAGUCACUUCGUUUGGGACAGACAAAUAUAAGAAAAAAUCGAAAAAUACAGUGUUCACAUUUUUGACAGCAGUAUGCCAAGUAAUCUAGUAUUCUUUCUUUUAUAUUUUAAGCUGAUAAAAUUUUUGCAACAGUCUACAAUAAUGAGAAAGAAGUCAACUUUAAAAUACCGUUAAUUUCAUUAUCGGCUUUGAAUAAAUAUUUUCGAUUUGGCGUUUCUUUUUCUUUGAAAUACUGUAUUUUUCUUUGGUGGUAUUGAGGGAAAUUGUAUUCUUUUUAAAACUGCUGCAUUGCCAAACAUUUUGAAGUUUUUAGACUGAGUUUUAAGCAAGAUUUAAACAGUCAGUGUGGCCAAUUAACACCUUGUUAUAGGGGAUUAUUAGUAAAUCAUUAUUUUUAAUAUUCGUUUUGUGUGUUUUUUUGUUCAGUGUCUUAUGCCAACACAGCUACAUGUAUAUGUCAUAGUAUGCGACUGCUAGCUUUCAAUGAAUAAUUAUUAUUGUUAUACAGUUAAAAAUAAUACAAAAAGGACUCAAAAUCUUUGUUCAAUCAAAAUUGUAGGAAAUUUUAGGAGCACAUAUAAAAUAACUUUUAGGAGGUGUGAAACUGGGAAAGUUUUUGUUUAUACCCAAAUGGACACUGUGAUUUCUCAGUAAAUGCACUUGAACAGUUUUGUCUGUCAGGUUCCAGUUGUUCAGAGUGUGGAUAAUACUAUCCACCAGAUAAAUUACAAUCCUGUGGAUUGAGUAGUUGAGUAGGGUGCUUUGUAGACACUUAUCCAUCGGAUAGCAAUUUAUCUGGCCCCAGUUGUUCGAAAGGUAGAUAAUGCUAUCCACAAUAGUGGAUAAAUGUUGACCAAACAAACUGCACUAUCCUCUGGAUAGUGAUUUAUCUGGUGGAUAGUGUUAUCCACCUUUUGAACGACCUGGGCCUGGCGGAUAACAUAUUCUCCACACUUUGGACAAGUUGGCCUAGGAUGCAAUCAUUUUCUUCAAAAACCAAAAACUUGCCUACAAAGUUACGAUUUGAUGGAAAUAAAGACUUCACAGGUUGUUUCCAUGCAAUAUUGCAGUCCCAGUACAUACUCUUUUUGAGAAGAAAUUAAGGUACAUGUAGGAAGAAUGAUUGUGAUCCUUAUAAUGUGAUGCAGCUAAAAGAGUUAGGACUUGGGAGAGUUUAAGAAAGCUAUCUUAGUCUCAUAUCUUGCAGUUUGGCUCAUUUUCUGGGGAGGGGAACUUCCAGUCAAAUGACCUCUUUUAGAGUUCUUCCAGGACCCUAACUUAAAAAAUAUCUCACAGAUAUUUGAGGUAUUGGUACACGAACCUCUAAUUAUAGGGUGUAAGUGAAUUCAAGCCACAACAGACACAGCAAGAGUCUUGUAUCUUUUAGGGGUUCAUUAGAAAGCUUUUAAGGAACACUACCACUUUAUAGGAACCCCUAUCUCAAGGGAAGAUUCCUCAAAAUUGAAUAUUGCAAUAAUGUUAAUUUUGAUCUCUUAUUUACCUCUUUGGUGUAAUAUAUCUUUGUACCUGACUUGCAUUAUAAAAAAGGAAGGUUUCCUUCAGUGUUAAGAUAAUCUUAGGCACUGUAUAUUACAGUACUACUUAACAAAUUAUUAUUCAACAAGUGCGCAUUGGAUAUAAGCUGGCUAUAACCAUCUCAGAUCCAACAAGCACAAGUGGAUUGUUUUAUUACAAAUGCCCCCAAAAUGUAGAAAACUAAAAUAAAGUAAAAGUAAAA